GAUAAUGAGAUAUAAGUGAGUUUGAGUGAGCUUUUUUUGCAUUUAGUAACGAUCGACUCCAUGAGGAUCUGAACUCCUGAUAGACAAAGGAAGGCUAACUGGAUUUUUUUCGUCUUCCCUUCGUAGGCAUUGUUCAGUUCACUAUCGUGAUGUUUUCAGAGAGGAGUCUUAAAGUGUUAACAGCCUUUCUAGUCUUGUGUCUCAUAACCCACCUUGUCAGUGCAACCUGCAACAGCAAAGGACAAUGCUGGAAAACAUCCGAGACCGGACACAGACCUGUAGACUUUCAUCUUUGCGGGAGCAUGAUCCCUUUUGCAGUGAGGGACAUUUGUAACAUAAUGAUGGCAGCGUAUGGCCACAGGCGACAAAAAGCACGCAAAUCUGCAGGAACAAUCGUCUAUAAAAACCCCAACAAUGCCAAAAAAUUCCGCAUUGCCAAAAGAAAAUUCAACAUCGUAGAAGAAUGCUGUACCGAAGGCUGUGUAGUCGAGGAAGUGCGGGAGUACUGUUAGACACAUGAUUCUCCACGUGAGAAUGCUCGUGACGUCAUCAGCAAGUAACCACAUGUUAAACCGUUCGUCUUUCUCGCAAGGCAAAUGAUGUUAAAUAAAACUAAAGAAGCCUAUAGGAAAAUAUUUUUAUGGAAAUAUGUAGAUAUACAUAUGUUUGUUAGAUGAAUAUACUGUAGUUGAACUGAGUGACAGGAUUGUCAUUAUUUUGUCUUGGGUAGGAAUAAACAAAGAAAGGAAAUAUU
Actinia tenebrosa (Australian red waratah sea anemone) is the source of this 754-nucleotide messenger RNA. RefSeq names its product insulin-like peptide 01. Gene Ontology annotation, cellular component: membrane; extracellular region. Gene Ontology annotation, biological process: proteolysis. Gene Ontology annotation, molecular function: hormone activity; metalloendopeptidase activity. Lineage: Eukaryota; Metazoa; Cnidaria; Anthozoa; Actiniaria; Actiniidae. The record is from RefSeq and is a predicted model, not a curated record.